Molecule: messenger RNA, 1518 nt
Organism: Penicillium oxalicum
Lineage: Eukaryota; Fungi; Ascomycota; Eurotiomycetes; Eurotiales; Aspergillaceae
Product: SUMO ligase MMS21
Exons: 2
Coding region: 1-1518 (505 amino acids)
Biological process (GO): protein ubiquitination; double-strand break repair via homologous recombination; protein sumoylation
Cellular component (GO): nucleus; Smc5-Smc6 complex
Molecular function (GO): zinc ion binding; ubiquitin-protein transferase activity; SUMO ligase activity
Source: RefSeq, a predicted model, not a curated record
AUGCUCUCCUCAACACCCGCGCGACAGCGCACCUCAAUAUCCCAAUCUCGUCCCCCACCAAGCGCGCGCUCUCGAACAACGCAGAAUCGAACAAGCGCACAGGUGCCGGAAAUUCCUGAGUACCAGCCUCCCGAAUCGAUCAUUUCAAUCGAAGACCAGCGACAACUCCGCGCCAUCCUUGACAGGCAAUAUCUCGAAGUUGCCAAGAGGCACAUUCACGAUGCGGGCAUGCAAAUCACCUAUUCGGCAGGUGAAGUGAGUGAUCGGCUCCGAGACGCGCAAACGAGAUAUCAAAGAUUAAAAGAAAAGCGCCGCAAUCUUGAACAAGGGCAGGAAGUGGAUACGAGCAAUGAAGAUGCGGCCUACCAGCGGCUUGCGGAGCAGGAGCAGAAAGUCGGCGAGAUCAUGGAUCGCCUGGAGGAGAGAAUGCGACACAUGGUCGAUAGUGAUAUGAAGCUUGUCCGGAUGACGGAAGCGGUGAAAGAGAUUGAUAAGGAGGAGACGCAGGCGCAGCAUGUCAUUUUGGGGACGCGGCAGAUGCGCAGCCGACAGCGUGCUGGGCGCUUCCAUGCUGCUUCUGAUGAUGAGGACGGCGAGGAGCAAGCUGAGGACCCGGCGAGAGAGCCGACACCUGUACGAGAGGUCCGGGAGAAAAAUGCGCAAAAUCCACCUAGUCAAAGGCUGAACGCCUCGCUGGCGGAAGGACAGCGGAAAUGGGAGGAGCUCUCAUUGACUCAACGAUACGCUAAUAACAAUGACUACACUGGAUUCUACCGGGUGGUGCACGACUCCAAAUACCCCAAUGACGAAGCACCUCCCCUCCCACACUCGUCCACCUGGUUCUCGCACAUGGAAGACCCCGAUUCGGCAGCUGGCGGUGCCAAUGGUUCUUCUUCGACACGACGAACACGGAAUCAGCGCCAGCCAUCCCCCGCAAAUUCCGACGACAUCGCCAUUGAAAGUGAGAAGAUCUCCAUCACCUGUCCCAUCACGCUUGUCCGGUUCAAGGACCCCGUGAUCAGCAAAUGCAAGCAUAACUUCGAACGUGAAGCCAUCAUGGAAAUGAUUUCACGGUCUCGGCCCUUGCCUGGUGGACGAGCACGUGUCAAGGCCGUCAAAUGUCCCGUCUGUGGGACUCCCCUCACGGCGGACGACUUGGACUUUGACCGGGCCAUGAAGCGUCGGGUGAUGCGUGCUGAGGAAAGAGAUGCGCGACGAGCAGGGGAAAGUGACUCUGAGAACGACGAUGAUGCUGAUCGGCCAUCGAAGCGGAACCGGAUCACUUUAGCCAGUGAUGCGGUGGAUCCCGAGGACGCGAUGGACGUGGAUCGGCCAGCGGGUACGCAAAUCAAAGCAGAGCCGGGGAUUGUCAAAAGGGAAAGAGGACAGACGCAGCAAUCGGAUAUGAGUGAGGAGGAGAAUGAGGACGAGGACGAAGAAGAAGAAGAGGAGGAGGAGGAGGAUGAAGACGAAGAUGGAGAUGAGGAUGAAUCGGAAGAAACUCAGGACAGUGAGUGA